AUGCCGCUUGUGCAUCAGCCUCUGCUCAACCACUCGCCUUACCUGCUCUCCGAAGAAUCCCGGUUUUUGAUGCACACCUUUGCAACGCAGACAGCUCAAAUGUUAUUUCCGGCAGCUCCUGAUUUCUUUCUCCAGAGAAUGAUCAGCGCUGCAAUGGAGACGCCGCAUCUUCUCCAUGCACUUUUGGCCAGUUCAUGCAGUCACCAUAGCCGACUCAUCCAGGAUUCUGGCCCAAGGUCAAAGAUGAUUUGUCUGAAAUACACGAAUAUGGCUAUAGCCGGCCUUAGAGCAGCGCUCUGCGACCAAGACCAGGCAACAAAACCCGAGACUGUCACGACUGCAAUGGCUUUGUGCACGAAUGAUGUCUGCAAUGGGAAUAUGAAGAUAUGGAGGACUCACCUCCGUGGAGUUUUGCGAAUCUUGAUGGCGCUCUUGCAACACCAAAGAGUAUCAUUAAAGCUGAUGGAUGACCCUUUUAUUCAAUGCCUUGUGAAGUGGUUUAAAACCAUGGAUAUCCUAGCUGCCUUAUCUGGAGCGCAUGGCGAGUGCAUUCAUAAUCCUGGCAAUGGACCUCUGAAUGGGCUUUCGGAUUAUGCAACCUGGCAUGUGGAUGAAAUCAGCGGCUACUCGUUGGAGCUUAUCCCCACACUCGCAGAAGUAUCUAAAUUGGCCAGCCAGAUACGGCCUCAUGCAUCGGGAGAAACCGAAGAGGACUAUUCACCAUCCCUAGAGACAAUGAUUCAGGCCGAGGACCUCGAAUCAAAGCUUUUCCAACUUUUUGAUCGGCCUGUUUGCGACGAAACUUUGUCUCGUGGCGGGAGCCUUGCAUUGGAGCUACACGGCACACAUCUCGCUUUCGUACACUCAGCACUACUUCACCUCCACCGGCGUGUGCAACUACAUCCCAAGGACCAUAUCAAGGUCAGAGCUGAUGUGCAGAACAUCCUCGAGGCCCUGAGCCUGAUCGAACCGCAUUCGCCUAUGAAUAUACUCAUUCUAUGGCCAAUAUUCAGUGCUGGAUGCGAGACUGAAGAGAGCGAAGAGAGAGACACAAUAUUAGCGCGCAUGGGAAACAUGCAGAAGCUUGGCAUGGGUAACUUUACGAGAGCUAGGGAGGUACUACACAGAUAUUGGGUAUCUGGCAGUAAAUUACCCUGGGACAUCUAUCUCGCAAAACUGGGCCUCGAACUUGUUCUGUUUUAA
Messenger RNA from Penicillium cataractarum, 1203 nucleotides. Its product is annotated as transcription factor domain-containing protein. Bases 1 to 1203 code for a protein of 400 amino acids. Gene Ontology annotation, biological process: positive regulation of transcription by RNA polymerase II. Gene Ontology annotation, cellular component: nucleus. NCBI's taxonomy places the organism in Eukaryota, Fungi, Ascomycota, Eurotiomycetes, Eurotiales, Aspergillaceae. Gene Ontology annotation, molecular function: transcription cis-regulatory region binding; DNA-binding transcription factor activity. The transcript has a single exon. The record is from RefSeq and is a predicted model, not a curated record.